Messenger RNA from Ciona intestinalis (vase tunicate), 944 nucleotides. Its product is annotated as protein ZNRD2. NCBI's taxonomy places the organism in Eukaryota, Metazoa, Chordata, Ascidiacea, Phlebobranchia, Cionidae. The record is from RefSeq and is a predicted model, not a curated record.
AUUUAAAAACUGUUUUUUGUAGGACUUUAUUUAAUAGGUUAAAACGAAAUUCGUAAAAUGUAUGAUGAAGCAGAAACAGAUGAAUGGACCCCACCAACUGAAGCCGAAAUGAAGAUACUACAGUCACGACAAGAGAGAAGUGAUGAAAUUAGUAGAAGAUUGGGAAAUUACAUGUUACAAGGAUAUAGAAUGCUAGACGCGCUAUGUGAGGUCUGUGGAACGAUUAUGAUGCAACCGCGCAAUGGAGAAGAUUUCUGUGUUGCUUGUACAGAGAUGGAAUCGGAAAUAUCGAAAGAUGAUCAUGCCAUAAGUGAAGAAGCUGCACUAUCCACUAAAAAAGAGCAGGAAGAAAGAAAAAAGGCAAAUGCUUCUGGGGAAGGACGCAUCACUUCUGCUUUUUCAAAGGCAAUAGACAAUUCAAUAAAAGAUGCUGUAAGAUCAACUGCUUCAAAUCGUAGCUUUCCCCAAUCAAGUUCUGGUCCAUCAAGUGUACCUCAUGCUAUGGAACAUCCUAAGGGAGAAAUUGUUGAGGACAGUUUAGCACCUGUGAAGCAGACCAUGGCGACAUUUAAUAAACCAAAUGAAGAUUCAAGCUUCCAGAAUCUCCAGUCUGAUAUAAGAGCUCCUGUCCCCUGCACACAUUUGAAUGCUACUAUUCAUGAACUGCUGAAAAAGAUAGCUGAAUACACUGAAGCGUUAAAAGUUACUGACAACAUAGAAACCACUGGGAAACUGGCAGAUGUGAUUAAAUCAUGUUCAGAUAGCGUCUAUGCUGUAAAGAGAAUUUUGUAAUGGAAAAAUACGGUGUCAUCUUUCGUAUCUUGCGAAAUUAUUGUGCUAGCCUUUUUGCAUGCAAUUGCGUCUGAAAUGAAACAGUCAGUUCUAUGUUUUAUUAAUAAAAUUCACAGUGAUUUGGGUACAAAGCUUCAUAGCCCACAUGUAAA